AUGAUUGUUCUAAAAUGGUUAUUCCUCACAAUUUCUCCUUGUGAUGCAGCGGAACCAUGGCAAUUAGGAUCUCAAGACGCAGCUACACCUAUAAUGCAAGGAAUAAUAGACUUACAUCACGAUAUCUUUUUCUUCCUCAUUCUGAUUUUGGUUUUCGUAUUAUGGAUCUUGGUUCGCGCUUUAUGGCAUUUCCACUAUAAAGAAAAUGCAAUCCCGCAAAGGAUUGUUCAUGGAACUACUAUCGAGAUUCUUCGGACCAUCUUUCCUAGUCUCAUCUCGAUGUUCAUUGCUAUACCAUCAUUUGCUCUCUUAUACUCAAUGGACGAGGUAGUAGUAGAUCCAGCCAUUACUAUCAAAGCUAUUGGACAUCAAUGGUAUUGGACUUAUGAGUAUUCUGACUAUAACAGUUCCGAUGAGCAGUCACUCACUUUUGACAGUUAUAUGAUUCCAGAAGAAGAUCUAGAAUUGGGUCAAUCACGUUUAUUAGAAGUGGACAAUAGAGUGGUUGUACCAGCCAAAACUCAUCUACGUAUUAUUGUAACAUCUGCUGAUGUACCUCAUAGUUGGGCUGUACCUUCCUCAGGUGUCAAAUGUGAUGCUGUACCUGGUCGUUUAAAUCAAAUCUCUAUUUUGGUACAACGAGAAGGAGUUUACUAUGGUCAGUGCAGUGAGAUUUGUGGAACUAAUCAUGCCUUUACGCCUAUCGUCGUAGAAGCUGUUCCUAGUCUCAUCUCGAUGUUCGUUCCUAUACCAUCAUUUGCUGUCGCAGCAAUGGACGCCCCCCUCCUGGUUGAGUCAAUGCUCCCAUCCCCAAAUCGGUCCUCGUCUGAGGAUUCAUUUGGGCUGAGAGUCCUUUGCGAACCAUGGCCUAUUAUCCCCGAUCUGGGAUUAGAGUCUUCCAUUGUAAAUCGAAUUCGAGUACUGGAAGCCGCUAAUUCCCCCUUUCUGCUUGGAAAGGAAAAAGGGGAAUAUUGGGCAGAGAUAAAAGAAUCUCUAAGAAAUUCUUCUUACCAAAGGGAGUAUUAUAGGGGUCUUGAUUUCGAAAAUCGAGAUCUACUAAUACGGGAACGUAAACACUCAUGUUAUGAAGUGUUUCGGGAAAUCCUUUUAAGGAACCCUUCUUUGGAAGAAGCGGCGGCCUACCCUCCUCAAGAAAACUUUAUUUCCUUCUUGAACGAGAAGCGGGACGCCCUAGACGUUUCCCACCCCGGGCACAGCCCGGCGGAAGUAGACCGUCUGGAGAUCUUAUUUCUAAAGGAGGUGGAAAAAGACCUUGUCAAAAAUGGGAGCGGAUCGAUCCAUAUCAUUGGAAAUUUGAAUUGA
This is a messenger RNA of Brassica napus (rape), 1323 nucleotides long. The record is from the annotation of a RefSeq genome assembly. Lineage: Eukaryota; Viridiplantae; Streptophyta; Magnoliopsida; Brassicales; Brassicaceae.